GGAAGGGAAAGGAACAGUCGCUUUGCUGCUCAAUUAGCGUUUUAAUCUCCUUGUUAAUCUUUCCUCAAGACAACAGCGGGAUCACAUUUACACUUUUCACAUUUAGCCUUGUUUGUGUAUUUUUAGAGACAGCAGGAGAGGGAGGAAUCCUCUCGCGCUUUGCGUAAAACCAGAUACCAAAGCAUUUUACGCACGAGUUUGAAUUGGCGUUAGUGAGCUGGAUCUUUUUUUUAAACAAGCAGCCUCUGAUGUAUUGAGGGAUAAUGCAGUAAUUUCACUUCGACACAGUUUUGAUUUAUAUUUUUAAAUACUAGAGUUGGGAGAAAAGGAGAAGACAGGGUGACGGGCAAAGUGGACUGUAAGAUAAUAGACAAGAUAAGCUCCAGUUGGACUCAACCCAGCGUUUGCGUCCAGGACCCAGCAGGACCCGUGCAGGACGCCUCCUGACUCUCUGCCCAUGUCUCAACAGCAGAGCACUUUCCCGAGCACCGGCUGUGUGGCGGUGACGCGGCGGACCAUGGACAACAGGCCUGUCCGGAGAAAGCGGAGCGGCGCGGUGCGACAUCUGCUGCUGGCAGCCGCCUUCCUCGCCUGCAGCUCCCAACUGCUGGUGGUGGAUGCCAACUCGUGGUGGUCACUAGCUCUGACCCCAAUCCAGCGGCCAGAGAUGUACAUCAUCGGAGCUCAGCCUCUCUGCAGUCAGCUGUCUGGUCUCUCUCAGGGCCAGAGGAAGCUGUGCCAGCUGUACCAGGACCACAUGAUCUACAUUGGAGACGGAGCCAAGACGGGCAUCAAGGAGUGCCAGUACCAGUUCAGACAGAGGAGGUGGAACUGCAGCACUGUGGACAACACGUCUGUGUUCGGACGGGUCAUGCAGAUCGGCUCCAGGGAAACAGCCUUCACUUACGCCAUCAGCGCAGCCGGCGUGGUCAACGCCAUCAGCCGAGCAUGCCGUGAGGGCGAGCUAUCCACUUGCGGCUGCAGCCGUGCCGCUCGACCCCGCGACCUGCCUCGCGACUGGCUGUGGGGCGGCUGCGGAGACAACGUGCAUUACGGGUACCGAUUCGCCCGAGAGUUUGUGGACGCCAGGGAGAGAGAGAAGAACUACCCGCGUGGUUCUCCUGAGCACGCACGGACACUGAUGAACCUGCAGAACAACGAAGCAGGGAGACAGGCGGCCUAUAACCUCGCAAACGUGGCCUGUAAGUGUCACGGCGUCUCCGGUUCCUGCAGUCUGAAGACCUGUUGGCUCCAGCUGGCUGACUUCAGACGUGUCGGAGAGUUCCUGAAGGAGAAGUACGACAGUGCAGCCGCCAUGCGCAUUGGACGCAAGGGCAAACUGGAGCUGGUAGACAAGCGCUUCAACACCCCGACCCCGGAGGAUCUGGUCUACAUCGAUGCCAGCCCUGACUACUGUCUGCGCAACGAGACCACGGGCUCGCUGGGCACGCAGGGCCGCCUCUGCAACAAAACCUCGGAGGGCAUGGACGGCUGCGAGCUCAUGUGCUGCGGCAGAGGGUACGACCAGUUCAAGACCUACAAGCACGAGCGCUGCCACUGCAAGUUCCACUGGUGCUGCUACGUCAAGUGCAAGCGCUGCACGACGCUCGUGGACCAGUUUGUGUGUAAAUAGCACACUGGCGGACGAUAGACGGAUGGGUGGGGGUGAAGAGGAAGAGGAGGUGACGGGAUGAUGGAGGGUUAAGCAUGGAUGAAUGUUUCAGGGUUUUGUUCAGGAUCAAGUUAAGACACACAAGUAACAUUUUCUGACCAGUUUCCAUUGAUAACUCUCCGGCCUUUUGACGUGAAGAAAGCACAAUGAUGGAUACACAGAUGGGAGGAAGAACAGAUGGAUGAGAUAGAUGAAACCAGAAAGUAAGAAGAGGUUUCUUCCACACUUUUCAGACAACUCUGAUUUUCAUUUUUCAACGGAGAUUCCUGUUUCUCACCACUCCUUACAUCCUGAUCACAACCCUGAAGGAAGGACGGAUGGAAAGAAAGGAGGGACAAAACAGAAGGACAUCAAGGAUAAAUGGACCUGGAAAGUGGAACAACUGGAUCCUAAAACGGGGACACAUAGUGUGAUAACAAAGAUAUGAGAGAUGAAAUAAAUAUAUAAUUAAAUAAUAAAUAAACCUACAACUCUGAUUGUUAUUUAAAGAGACUCGGACAAAGCUAAGGCACACUUUGGACCCAUAAAACUCGUGUGUCCAUGUGUUCGGGAAUCCCCACAAAUCAUUACAGUCCUUUUGGAGUUUGAAGCCAUUUGAGUUUGGAACAGUGUCACCGUGUCUCUUUUUUCUGACCUUUAACCCUGCAAGACAAAUCCUCGCAUACGUGGGCUGUGCUGACGUUGCUCAAACACACUCCCAAUAAGUAAAAAAGGAACACCAGACUGAAGCAAUGAGAAGAGGAAUCACUUAUUGCAAGGGCUAAACAGAAAGAAUGGACGAAUGGAGGAAGUAGAUAAAAAGGGAAAAGGUUAAAAUAAGUGAUUUUUUCGCAACUAAAUUCAGCAGACAGUUUCACAAGCCACGCAGCUGAAUCUCCAGCUGUAGAUUCCUGUUAAAGAAUAAAUAAAGUGCAGUAAAAACGCUUCAUCUUCAAGUCUAAAAAGGACUAACGGCUCACAGGACACACUUUAUCUCAGUUUAACUACUGCUGUUAGAGCAGAUUUCGAGCACCUGUGACCUGACAAGUGUCUCCGCAGGUUAAUGAGGCUUGCAGGUUUUGCGGCCAUCUUGGCACCGCUGCUGUUUAAACAAGCAGCUCACACGGGCAGCGUCCUUCAUCUGACAGUGACGUGAGCGAAACCUCCAUUAGCGAGAUUAAUGUGCUGUAUCUGCCUUAAUGAACCCGCACUAAGAGACACGUUCGCUCUGAGUGGACCUCUUCAUCUCAUGUUGUUAUGCAACUUGGUAAAGGAACAAUUCACCAACAUUAUGACCAUUUUAUAUAUCUUGUACUCACCCAGUGUUACUUUGAAUUUGUAAAAGAAAGCUUGUUUUUUCCACAUGCCUCCACGGUGAACGAAGAAUCCAAAAACAGAGAAAAUUCUUGAUGAAUUGAAGUAAAAGGUCAUGUUUUCAGCCCAAGCUUUUCAUUGAUGACUCUGGUGAUAUUAGCCAUAAUCUCAGAGACAGCUGCUUGAAGUGCCGGUGCAAAUGUGUUAGCUUCUGUGUUAUCUUCAGCUCCUGCAUUAGCUUCUUUGCUAGCUUGAUGCUAAGCUCCUCCGCUUUAUUCGAAUUUGGCUUUCCUCAAUGCGACAUGUUGUCAGGCUGCCUCAGAAAGUUGUUAUUAAUACUCAUCAAGGAAAUAGUCUGUUUGUAGGUUACAAUGUAGAAAGAUGAUGUAAUGGCUCACCAGCUCAACUGAACUGACCUCUCUUAAAGCCGCCAUCUUAACAACCAUCCAAAACAUCUGUUUAAAAACUCUCACACAACUCUUGCAGCCUCAUUUAUCCAGUCAUAUGCUAAGUACUUCUCAAACACAUACAUUUUGGCUAUAAACUUCCACACGAGUAGCACACUUGGACAUGCGAGUGCGUUUGAACUCUGUUUGUGCAUUCCAUUGAGCAUAGUUCAAACAUGAGCACACAUUAAACAUGGCUUAAUAGAGACAAUUACACAAAUACACAAGUACACAAAUCAGCUUCACUAUAA
This is a messenger RNA of Epinephelus lanceolatus (giant grouper), 3662 nucleotides long. RefSeq names its product wingless-type MMTV integration site family, member 5b (gene wnt5b). Gene Ontology annotation, molecular function: frizzled binding; cytokine activity. Gene Ontology annotation, biological process: neuron differentiation; cell fate commitment; canonical Wnt signaling pathway. NCBI's taxonomy places the organism in Eukaryota, Metazoa, Chordata, Actinopteri, Perciformes, Serranidae. Gene Ontology annotation, cellular component: extracellular region. The record is from RefSeq and is a predicted model, not a curated record.